CGCGUAGCGCCGCGGGAGCCGGGCCGGGUGGACAGAUCCCGGGUCCACAUGGCUCAGUAGAAGAUGAAGCCCAACCUGGCAGGCUCCUCCCCAGAGGCCUGCAAGGCUGCAGCGCAGGGCGAGCAGAGCUGCCCUGUCUGCCAGGCCUGGGGUGGGGUCUCAAGCCUGGGGUCUGAGUCAGGGCCUGGGCCGGGGCCUGGUGCUGCGUCCAGACCUGGGCCGGGGCCUGGUGCUGUUCCGGGGCCUGGACCUGGGCCUGGUACUGUGCCAGGGCCUGGGCCGAGGCCUGGUGCUGCUUCGGGGCCUGGACCAGGGCCUGGUGCUGCUUCAGGGCCUGGACCAGGGCCUGGACCAGGGCCUGGUGCUCCUUCGGGGCCUGGACCAGGGCCUGGUGCUGCUUCGGGGCCUGGACCAGGGCCUGGACCAGGGCCUGAACCAGGGCCUGGUGCUGCCUCGGGGCCUGGACCAGGGUCUGGUGCUGCUUCGGGGCCUGGACCAGGGUCUGGUGCUGCCUUGGGGCCUGGACCAGGGCCUGGUGCUGCCUCGGGGCCUGGACCAGGGCCUGGUGCUGCCUUGGGGCCUGGACCAGGGCCUGGUACUGCUUCGGGGCCUGGACCAGGGCCUGGUACUGCUUCAGCGCCUGGACAAGCUCUGGGGACUGGGCCAGGAGCUGGGUCAGUACCUGGUUCAGGAGCUGCACCUUUAUCUGGGUCAGGGGUAGGGCCCGGGCCCAGACGGGAAUCAGGGGCUGGGCAGAAACCCAGUGAGCCAGUGACAGCCCCAGUGCCAGUACUGCAGCAGAAGACUCAGACCACACCUGUGCAGGCCUCUAAGCAGAAGGUUCUGGUGACUGGAGGAGGAGGCUACCUGGGCUUUAGCCUGGGUUCCAGCCUGGCCAAGAGCGGCACUUCUGUCAUCCUGCUCGACCUCCGCAGACCCCAGUGGGUGCUGUGCCCAGGGACCGAGUUCAUCCAGGCUGAUGUCCGUGACGCAGAAGCCCUGCACCGCGCCUUCGAAGGCGUGGACUGUGUGUUCCACAUGGCCUCCUGCGGAAUGUCUGGUGCCGAGCAGCUGCAAAAAGAGCAGAUUGAGUCUAUAAAUGUUGGAGGCACCAAACUAGUGAUUGAUGUUUGUGUCCACCGGCGGGUUCCAAGGCUUGUCUACACCAGCACCGUCAAUGUCGCAUUCGGCGGGAAGCCCAUAGAACAGGGCGAUGAGGACUCUGUGCCAUAUUUCCCACUGGAGAAGCACGUGGACCACUACUCCCGAACCAAAGCCAUUGCUGACCAGUUGAUCCUCAUGGCCAACGGGACGCCUCUCCCAGGAGGCGGCGCUCUGCGGACAUGUGUGCUCCGGCCCCCAGGGAUCUACGGCCCCGAAGAGCAGAGGCACCUGCCCCGUGUGGCGAGCCACAUCAAGAAGAGACUGUUCAUGUUCCGAUUUGGGGACCGCAGGACGAGGAUGAACUGGGUCCACGUGUGCAACCUGGUGCAGGCACACGUGCUAGCAGCCGAGGCCCUCACCGCCAGCAAGGGCUACGUGGCCAGUGGGCAGGCGUACUACAUCAAUGACGGGGAGAGUGUCAACAUCUUCGAGUGGAUGGCCCCACUGUUUGAGAAGCUGGGGUACAGCAAGCCCUGGAUCCAGGUUCCUACUUCCUGGGUUUACCUGUCAGCCACGGUGAUGGAGUAUUUGCACCUGGCCCUGAAGCCCAUCUGCAGCCUCCCGCCACUGCUCACCCGGAGUGAGGUGCGCAGCGUGGCCGUGACGCACACCUUCCAGAUCGCUAAGGCCCGCGCUCAGCUUGGCUACGUGCCCGACAAGUUCAGCUUCGCAGACGCCGUGGAGCGAUACGUGCAGUCGACGGGCCAGGGAACCCGCGGCUCCACAGCGCGGACGCUCCUGCGGCUGCUGCUCGGGCUGCUGCUGCUCCUUGGCCUGCUCGUGCUGGCCCUGCACUUCCUAGGCCCGCGGCCGUUCGUCGUCUGA
This is a messenger RNA of Lagenorhynchus albirostris (white-beaked dolphin), 1989 nucleotides long. RefSeq names its product short chain dehydrogenase/reductase family 42E, member 2 (gene SDR42E2). The record is from RefSeq and is a predicted model, not a curated record. Gene Ontology annotation, molecular function: 3-beta-hydroxy-Delta5-steroid dehydrogenase (NAD+) activity. The coding region runs from base 64 to 1989 and encodes 641 amino acids. The transcript is spliced from 13 exons. Gene Ontology annotation, biological process: steroid biosynthetic process. Lineage: Eukaryota; Metazoa; Chordata; Mammalia; Artiodactyla; Delphinidae.